Pleurotus ostreatus (oyster mushroom) is the source of this 708-nucleotide messenger RNA. It is a transcript of the gene RAB4B, whose product is annotated as Ras- protein Rab-4B. Gene Ontology annotation, cellular component: endosome. The transcript has 9 exons. The record is from RefSeq and is a predicted model, not a curated record. Lineage: Eukaryota; Fungi; Basidiomycota; Agaricomycetes; Agaricales; Pleurotaceae. Bases 1 to 708 code for a protein of 235 amino acids. Gene Ontology annotation, molecular function: GTPase activity; GTP binding. Gene Ontology annotation, biological process: regulation of endocytosis.
AUGGCGUUCAACGACUACGACGCGGAUGCAACAGAGCUGCUUGAAGCAUAUGACUUUCUCAUGAAGUUCAUUGUAAUUGGAGAGGCGGGGACUGGGAAAUCUUGUCUACUGCACCACUUCAUCCACAAUUCUUUCAAGGAUCACUCGCAACAUACUAUAGGCGUGGAGUUCUCAAGCCGAACUGUCAAUCUAGGAGAGAAAAGAAUCAAACUCCAGCUCUGGGACACUGCAGGGCAAGAGCGAUUUCGCUCGGUAACGCGCAGCUAUUAUCGUGGUGCUGCAGGUGCUAUUCUGGUAUAUGAUAUAACAAGCCGAGCUUCCUUUGUAAAUCUAUCUCGAUGGUUGGCCGACGCAAAGGCUUUGGCAAGCCCACACCUUGUCACGGUGCUCGUAGGCAACAAAGCGGACCGAGAUGAUGAGAGAGAGGUGGAGUGGGCAGAGGCGAGUAAAUGGGCUGCGGACAACGAUGUUCAUUUUAUGGAGACGUCGUCACUGACCGGCGAUAAUGUUGAGGCUCCGUUCUUGUUGGUGGCGAGGGCAAUAUUGUUGGCUAUCGAGUCGGGCACGUUGGAUCCAGAGAAGGCGGGGAGUGGUCUUUGGGAGUUUGAGUGGACGACCCAAGAAGGGAACGGUCCGCCUAAAGAUGAAGAGGUGGAUACCGGGGACCAAGUGCUGCUGAGGUCCUCGUGGCUGCCUAUAUUUUUGUGA